This is a messenger RNA of Biomphalaria glabrata, 4131 nucleotides long. Its product is annotated as coiled-coil domain-containing protein 22 homolog. Bases 47 to 1978 code for a protein of 643 amino acids. Gene Ontology annotation, molecular function: cullin family protein binding. The transcript has 16 exons. NCBI's taxonomy places the organism in Eukaryota, Metazoa, Mollusca, Gastropoda, Planorbidae. The record is from RefSeq and is a predicted model, not a curated record. Gene Ontology annotation, biological process: positive regulation of ubiquitin-dependent protein catabolic process.
CUGUAAAUAUACAAAGUCACAUGACUGAAGGGAAGUUUAUGAAAAAAUGGAGGAGGUGGAUCGUAUUAUUGUUCAUUCUCUACGAUCAAUAGGAUGCGAUGUUGAAGAUGACAUCCAAAGUUUGCGUCAGUUUGGUACUGAACUCAUUAUUGCAACUGUUGUACAAUGUCUCAAGGUUAUUCUUGGAGACAUCGACUUGCCCUCUAGCCUUCCCCCUGGCAUGUCAGCGCGAUUUAGGCUUGGUGCUAGCCUUGCCAAUCAUGUACAGGAUCUUGGCUAUAAAGGAGGAGAUUUGGGCUACCAGACAUUUCUCUAUUCUAAUGAAACUGAGAUCAGAAAGAUUUUCAUGUUUCUAGUGGAGAAACUACCUAAAGAAUCUUCUCAAGCUGCUGAUGAACCCAUUGGUGCUUCUGUGUUAUUACAGCGAGCCAUAUCCACAGAAAUAAACACUCAACUCUCCAUGGCAUGGCUUCCAUCCUUUUUAAAAGAUAAAGGAGUUCGCACUCGUUCAAAGCCACCUGGAUGGCAGAUAGAAGGUGCCUGCUGUCUUCAGCACUAUCAUAGCUGUCCUGUUUUUAUACCUAAAUCAAUAGGAAAUAUCUCUAACAAAGUUCCUAAAGAGCUCAGAUCAUAUUACAUCAAACAUUUGCCUUAUGUCACCAAUCAAACAAACCUCCAUCGAGACUUGGCACCUUCUAUCAUGGAAGCCAACAGUCUAGAAGUAGCUGUAAGUCAAGACUGGGAGAACGAAUGGAAUCAGAUUGGGCUAGCCUCCAGGUUGUCUCAACAGGAGUUCAAAAAGAGAAAGUAUGAGAAGCUAUUGAAAAUGAUCAAAGACAGAUUACAACAGGACAGUCAGCUGCAGGAAAAGAUUGACAGCCAGACUGCUAUAAGUGACCUAAAUCAAAUACUCACAAACAUCGAGACUCAGAACAAAACUGGUAAUGUCAAGACAAAAGGUUCUCGCUUUGCUCACACUGAGAAACUACAGUAUGCUAAGGAUGAGGAAAAAACAAUGUCACAAAUUGGCCCAGCUGUUCCAGAAAAAGAUAAAGAUACAGAAGAGGAGCUAGAGAAAAAGAGAAAAGAAGAGGUUGACAGUUUGAGAACAGAACUGUCAAGUAUAACAGCUGGCUUGGAAAAGCUUGAACUCGAAGUGAAGAAGUUCUCCACAGGCCGGCAGGAAAUGGAAGAAGAAAUGGCUUCCCAGAAAAAAAGUAUUGAAGAAAAGAAUGCAGCGUACAAAGUGAAAAAAAGAACGUUGGAUUUAUUACCUGAAGCAGAAGCAAAUAUUGAAAAGUUGCAGCAACUUGUGGAGACCAGCUCACAGCGACUCAUCAAUCUAUCUAAACAGUGGGAGGCACACAGGGACCCAUUGAUACAACAGUACAAUGAGCUCAGCCAACUGAAUUCUAAGAGAGAGUCAGAGGCAGAGAAAAAGCUGGAAGAAAUAAAAUUAUUCAGAAAUAAAAUGAAGGAAGUAGCAGAUGAUGCUCGUCGAAAAGAGGAACUCCAUAAACAAUUAGUUUCUGAAUAUGAACGCAUGACUAAAGAUGUGAACAGGUCAGCAUACACUAGAAAAAUUUUAGAAAUUGUUGCAAACAUAAAAAAACAGAAACAGGAAAUUGAUAAGAUUUUGGUCGAUACGAAGAGUAUACAGAAAGAGAUCAACUCUUUAACAGGGAAACUAGAUAGAACUUUUACAGUCACUGAUGAAUUGAUCUUUAGAGAUGCCAAAAAGGAUGAAGCAGUGAAAAAGGCUUACAGAUUUUUGGCUGCACUUCAUGAGAACUUUGAGCAGUUAAUUAGUACAGUGGAAGACACUGGUGUUGUGAUGAGAGAAAUUAAAGAUUUAGAGGAACAGGUUGAAAUUGAAAGCAACAAAAAAGUAUUGAGUAACUUGGAAAAGAUUUCAGUAGACUUGCAACAAAUGAAGAAAGAGAAUGCAACUUUGCUGGCCAAAGUCAAGGGAAAAUAGUUUUUAGCUUUGUUGAUAGUUUUUUUUGUUUGUUGUUCUUGUAUAAAAAAAAAAGUGUAUACUUGUAGAUGAUUUAAAUACACAUUGUGAAGAUGUGAUCACAACUUGGUUUAUAGCCAUCCCCUUACCAAUAGAAUAACUAAGUGUAGUGUCCUUAUGCUUACAUUUGACACCAAAUAUAUUGUUUAUGUUUUCCUUAUGCUGUGAUGUUCAGUUUUGGUGAAAUAUGGAUGCCAUACCUACAUUUUGAUAUUUUUAAUUCCAUUUGUAACUUAGAAAGCUUGGUAAGCAAGGAUAGUUCUACUAAAGAUGAUAUUGGUGAUUGAUGUUGAGUGGUUGCUAUCAGAAACUAAUGUUGACUCAUUUGUAACUUAGAAGGUUUGGUAAGCAAGGAUAGUUCUACUAAAGAUGAUAUUGGUGAUUGAUGUUGAGUGGUUGCUAUCAGAAACUAAUGUUGACUCAUUUGUAACUUAGAAGGUUUGGUAAGCAAGGAUAGUUCUACUAAAGAUGAUAUUGGUGAUUGAUGUUGAGUGGUUGCUAUCAGAAACUAAUGUUGACUCAUUUUAGUAUUAAAACUAAGCUUUAUAAGCUUCUACCUUUAUUGGCUGUUAUACAGAUCUAUAGCGUUAUUUCAAUUUUAUAGACUUAAUGUUUCUGUUUUGUCUGUUAUUAGUUUCUUAGUGUUAGUUUCCAGAGACUAGUAAUUUGUUAUAUCAUAGAAUAUUUAUGUUGUCUGUAGUACAUUAUUUUGUCUGUUUCAUUACAAAUGUUUCAAAGCAUUGAAUUGUAUCAUUGCACAGCACAUUUUAGUUAUAUACUUACAUAAAGUAAACAAAAAAGUUUCCUUCUUGUAGAAUACUUGUAUAACCUAUUUGAUGAAUUCAACUAGUGAAAUAAGCAUAUUUAUUUCACAAAAUAAUUUUAUGUAUUGUCAUACCAUUAUCAUCAUGUUUUAAGACUUUGACAAACAAUAAAGUCCAACAGUCUACAACUUUGAGUGCAAUACUAAUACUUUAAAAUAAGACUUGGCCUUUAUACAUGUUUUGUAUUUCCAGUGACACCAAACUUGAGCUAUUGAACUAAAACUGCUGUGGUGUUUGCCUUUCAUGAGUAGCACACUUGGAAAAAUGUCAUUUUUUUUGGUUAUGUAUUUUUCUCCUCCGGCAAGAACUUUUUGUUUCUCAAAACUUAUUUCAUUGAACUUUUAGAAAUGAUUAAUUGUGCACUUUCAGUAUGUGACAUGUAUAUGCAGCAUAGAAUUUGUAACCAGUUAGUUGAGUUUAUUAGGACUGAAUAUAAUCUUGUCAAACUCAUGACAUCAUGUUUGAGUAUUUGAGAGUGUUCUUCUUAGAGUGAAUGGGUAAACAUGCAGAAAGAAUCAGAGCAACAGUAUCAAAAAAAUGUUGUCAUCCAUUGGACUGUUUAUAGUUGACUAGUCCAGUUCUUGAUAACCUUGUUUCCCUGGUGAUUCCACACAUUUUGGAUGGGUGAAAGGAGGGAGUAACCAAAGAAAUUGUAGAGAAAAAAAAAAGUUUUAAAGAGGAAGGGUUAAAAAUAAUAAUACGGUAGUUAAAAAGCAGAUGGUUAGAAAUGGACUACGUGGUGGAAGCAAAGGAACAGGAAAUAGUUAUUAUCACUUCUCUUUUAAUUUUCUUUUGUUUGGACUGACAUUUUAAAUAUAAUGAAUUUUUCAAAAUUAAAAUAAGAAAAUGACAAAACAUUGUCUUUUGAAUAGAGUGUGUGUUGUUCCUUUAAUGUUGCUAAAGCUUUAUUGUAUUGAAAAAUAUCAAACCAUUUUGUUUUAGUAUGUCAGUAUGAAGUAUGUUCCUAAAAUUUUCCAUUAAAAAAACAACAACAAAAGAACUGAAAUUGCUUUGUUUUUGGGCAUUUCAAUUAUUAUUAUUUUGACAGAUUUUGAUUAUCUCAAAUAGUCUAAUAAUUUUGUUUUUCUUAUUUUAAUUAUAUUCUGAUAUGCAUCCAGUACCAAGUGUUGAUUUUGUGUCAGUCAGUUUCAAGUCUUCCUUUUAGUGAUUCCAAGUGGAAUCAAGAAAUGUGUUCUUGUGAUUGAGUCUUACUUACAUAUUUUAACAGAAAGUCUUGAAUGUUUGUCAAAGAGACAUUCCAGAAAAUAAACCCAGAGCUACAGAAACAUA